This is a messenger RNA of Eimeria necatrix, 596 nucleotides long. RefSeq names its product OSJNBa0079C19.6 protein, related. The annotation marks the transcript as partial. Lineage: Eukaryota; Apicomplexa; Conoidasida; Eucoccidiorida; Eimeriidae. The record is from RefSeq and is a predicted model, not a curated record. The transcript is spliced from 2 exons.
ACUCUGAAGAGGCUCUGGGAACGACGACGGCUAGCAGCAGGAAGUCUGCAGAGGCAACAGAAGACGGCUACAGGCCAGACGCAGAUGCCCUUCCGAUAACCCCUGAUUUCCCACUACCGCCCAUUCAAACCAUUCUUGAGAUGCUGGGAGGCGCCAAGCACCAGUUCUACCCAAAAUUCCGCAAAUGCAAGUUUGCAAGGCAAACAAUUACAUAUUUGGGUUAUACUAUUCCUGCUGCGGGGAUCAAACCUGCAGAAGAUAAAAUCGCAGCCAUUCGGCAUUGGCCAGAGCUGCUGGAGAACGAAACGCAAGUGCGCCAGUUCCUCGGUACCAUCAAUUACUGUCGCAUGUUCAUGGGACCGGACUAUGCAGACGUUGCCCGGCCACUGGUUGAUCUUACGCGUAAAGACGUCAGUUUCGAAUGGACAGAGCUUCACACGCAAGCGGUGCGGCAGCUCAAACAGCGCUUAAUCGACUUCACUACAUUACAAGUCCCUGACACCACGAAACCCUUCGACUUAUACACGGACGCCUCUGGUUAUGCGAUUGGAGCAGUUCUGGAACAAAAAGGCAAGCACAUCGGCUUCCUCAGCUAA